CGGCGGCGUCCGCCCUUCGCCUGCGCCCUGGCCAUGGCGGUGUUUCACGACGAGGUGGAGAUCGAAGACUUCCAGUAUGACGAGGACUCGGAGACGUAUUUCUACCCGUGCCCGUGCGGGGACAACUUCUCCAUCACCAAGGAGGAUUUGGAGAACGGGGAAGACGUGGCGACGUGUCCUAGCUGCUCUCUCAUCAUAAAAGUGAUUUAUGACAAAGAUCAGUUUGUGUGUGGAGAAACAGUACCAGCACCUUCAACCAACAAGGAAUUAGUUAAAUGCUGAGGAAGCCUUCGGCGGUCUAAAUCCUGAACAGCUGGGAAGGAGCCAUGUGGAGACCUCAGGUGCAGAGUUCCUGGCUUCCACAGACACCAGCUGGUUUGCUGUUCUCUGGUAGAGUGGAUUCUUUCCAUCUGCUGCCAAGUUCAUCUUCAAGAAGCAAGGCUAAGACAUGACACGCCUGGAUUUUGUGCUUAGCACUUUGAAUUGGAAGCAUUCUUAGUUAUCCGUCUGAAGCUAAAGGAUGAUGAUUUCAAGCCAGUGCUUUCUUGCUCUCGGUUUCCUCAUUUUUGUAUCUUAAACCUGAUUGCUUCAGUAGCCGAUAACAGCAUCAUCUACCUCAGGCAUGGGGAUCCCUUAAGAAAAAAAGAGACUAUAUUUUUGACUUGGCUAUUAAGGUCGUUAAAAUGAGCCCUUCCUUUGAAAUUUGACCUCAGCUUUACUGGUCUAAAUUUAAAACGAGUUGCCUCCGUCUCCUCAGUCUUACCCUUCUUAGGAUGUUCAUGUUCUGUUCAGCAUGCCAUUCCUGUCACGUGUCAUGCUCAGAGUUUGGUCAGGGUGUUAAGAGAAAAUACAGUGAGGCCACAGUUUCUCCAGAGCUGAAAGUUAGUGAAUAAGAAAGAAAAGUCCAAAAUGAAAUGAUCUGAGAAUAUGGAGCCCCCUCGUAUUCUGCAUAGUCCCUGAAAGUCAGGACAAGAUGGAAAACAGCCCAAAGGGGUGCAAGUGGUAGCAGAGUGAGAAGAGCAAAACAGGCUGAUGGAGGGAGAUAGUUGACUGACCACCAGAUCAGAGCAAACAGUAUUUCUGGAUGUGGGUUUUUGUUUUUUGAUAAGGCUGACAAACUUGCAUUCCAGAUAGGGGUUCAUGUCAAGUCCUGAGGCUGGUGGUAGUGCUUUCAGCAUGUCACACUGCCAUGCCCCUAUAAUGGGUGAAGUGUCUACGCAGAAAAUGAGCUGAAAUGGAGGCCGGUUCUGAACAGUAAGCCUGUGAGGGCACAUCUUGUAAGCCUCUAUAACGUGCAGCCAACGCAGACCAGCACUCAUGCAGGGAAGCGCUGCCUGGAGGAGAAGCAGUGUCUGCAGGUGUGCUGCCUGACUUCCUCUGCUGCGGUGCCAAGAGGAGCAAGAAGUGAGGAUCAAGUGCACGGGAAGUUUGGAGGUGCCCGUGUCUGUGAAAUUAAAGAAUGCACUAGCUGGUUGUUUGGGGAUGGCUCCUGCAGUUAGAAAAAUAGCUUGCUGCAAUGCACAUGUUCUGUUACUGAAUGGAUAAUGCACUGCAGCACUCACUGGAGGUGUUUAGUCUACCUGCCAGCCGCGUGGCUGUGUGCCACCACCUGAAUGAGGCGGUAAUUCGCCAGAUACUGUCCACCAAGAGUGCGUGGUACCGUCUGGCAUCUUCUUGAUGUGAUGAGAAGUCUCAGUGCAGUCUGGGAGAGGGACCUCCCUGAAGUCAUCCACAGAAGCUGACUGUCCCCAGCAUGUGUUGGUGGCUUGGAGGGCUUGGUGACACAUUAGCCUUUCUGCUGCUGCUGAGUUUCAAGCAAGAAUACUCUUGACGUGAGUCAGUUAUGUACACAGAAGAACAGGAAGAAAAGUUGCCAAGUUCAAACAUCCCAGAGAAAGGAAGCAUAGACAGCCCUGGCAACCAGUGAUGGGCGGUAGUUGCAGUAAUGGGAGUGAUCUUGUUUCUACAGCAGCUGAGUCACUAAAGUUGUGAGCAUAAAGAAUGCAUCAGAAUCUAACCCUGUGUUAAGCAGAAAGUAAAACCAGAGCCAGGCAUGAGCCAACACAUCUAUACCCAGCUACUCGGGAGGCCAGAGCAGGAGUUGGAGGCUGCAGUGAGCUGCGAUCAUGCCAUCUGGUCUCAGGAGUGAGAUCCUGUCUCUUAAAAAGAACAGGAGUCUUGCAUAUGACCUGGGUUGUGUGUGAUGUGUGUGCCUUACUUCUUAGCCCAGGACAUUUCCAGAGCACCAGGUUUUGUCUGUUGAGCUUGGCCAUUUUGGCAAGGCCAUGAGAGUCCACACCUGCAAUUAGGGGCUGGACAAAGGGAUUCCUCUGCUGUCAGCUCUCUAGUUUUAGGUGUGGUGGCCCAUGGGAACUAAAAUGGCAAUUAGAACUUGAACUGUCUAAGUCAUGAACUACAGAGAACCGGCUCCAUUCCUCAAUAACGUGAUGUCACCAUACUUUUGAGUUUAAAAAAUAUAAAGAGGACUCAGCAAAUACUCUCAUGUACAUGUUCAGAAACAUUUUUCUUGGAAAAAGUGCCCGAUAUUUUUGGUAACUGUACAUAAUAAUUUAUUACCAGCAUAAAUUCUAUUGGUGUGCCGAAUAAAGUCGUUCAGAUCCA
Messenger RNA from Carlito syrichta (Philippine tarsier), 2622 nucleotides. It is a transcript of the gene DPH3, whose product is annotated as diphthamide biosynthesis 3. Lineage: Eukaryota; Metazoa; Chordata; Mammalia; Primates; Tarsiidae. The coding region runs from base 34 to 282 and encodes 82 amino acids. The transcript is spliced from 3 exons. The record is from RefSeq and is a predicted model, not a curated record. Gene Ontology annotation, molecular function: metal ion binding. Gene Ontology annotation, biological process: protein histidyl modification to diphthamide.